AUGAAUUUGGACAAUCAUAAUGCCAAUGAACAUAAACAAAAUAAAAAACAUCAUUAUUAUGAUUAAGAUUGGCCACAAUAGUAAUUUACCUUAUUAUCAAAAUUCACUCCUCAAUAGUUUUAUCUCUUAAAAAUAUAACAAGAUCUGUAUUCAAUUUCUUACCUGAUUAAGAAAUUUAAGAUAAAAAUAAAUCAAAAUAUCCUUUAAGAAAGUUAUCAAUUGUCGAUACUUUAGAAUUAUAGAAAGAUGACCCUAAUCAUGUAAUUAUCCACCAUUUAUUUAAUUAUAUCUCAACAAAUGAAAUAACAUCUAAAUAACUAAUAUAAACAUAAAUUUUUAUAAUCAUAUCUUCCUUCCUGUUAUCGACCUCUAUAUCUAAUAUUUUAUUACCCUUCUUUUUGAUAUAUACUUUAUCCAAAUUCAAUCAAUUACUUUAAUAUUAAAAAGUUUCUCAUUUCUAAUGUAAUUGUAAAAAAAGUAAAUACUUAAAAACUAUUGAAAAUGCUUUUCAAAUAAUAAUUGGGUUUUAUUCAUUGAUAUUUUAAGUUUUUUCUAAAGUUGGAAUUGCACUGAUUUCACUGAAUAAAAAAAUAAAAUUGAUCAUCAAAAUAAAGAUCUUAAGCUGUUGAAGAAACUCUUCUUAAAAAUCCAGAAGCACUUGCUCCUAUUUUUUAAUAAUAAUAGACAAUAACUAUAAAUCAUAUAAGGUAUUUAUUAAUCUAUUAUUUUGAAAUAGCAACUAAAAAGGUUGUAAUUGUAAAAAAUCUGAAUGCAAAAAAAAUAUUGUGA
Messenger RNA from Paramecium sonneborni, 789 nucleotides. Lineage: Eukaryota; Ciliophora; Oligohymenophorea; Peniculida; Parameciidae. The record is from the annotation of a GenBank genome assembly.